CCAAACUCAACAGCACUACCAUCCACUCAUAUGGAUCACGGAAAUGGCUCCAGAACCAAGGGAUGUAUCAUGGAGGAGUCUGGAAAUUCCCUUUAAGUUUUUGCCACUUUGCAAGAUCGGGGUCGUUGUUGCAGCAUCUCUCCUCACAAUUUUCUUUGCAGUCCCAGUUACAGCUGUUCAAGGAAUCGCUAAACUAGAGAAACUUAAGAAAUGGUUCCCCCCAGCCAUGGCUAUGGAGCUAAUACCAGGAUUAAGCUCCAUUAUUACAGGGUAUCUUCCAAGUGCCAUUCUCAAAGGCUUUAUAUAUGUUGUUCCCUUUGCAAUGCUUGGCAUGGCUAAAUUAGGCGGUUCGAUUUCAAAGAGCAAGGAGGAGAUUAAAGCUUGCAAUAUGGUUUUCUACUUUCUCGUGGGAAAUGUUUUCUUUUUGAGCUUGAUAUCAGGAUCCCUACUUGAUGAACUUGGAGAAUAUUUGACCCAUCCUAGGACUAUUCCUAGUCAUCUUGCCAGUGCUGUCUCUUCCACAAUAAUUACAUUCAGCUCUAGAGGCUUUAGGAUCAACAUCAAGUUUUGUUUUGAAGUUGAAGUAGUUGAUGUUGGUGUAGUGCUCAUGGAAGAAGCAUUUUGA
Molecule: messenger RNA, 625 nt
Organism: Populus euphratica (Euphrates poplar)
Lineage: Eukaryota; Viridiplantae; Streptophyta; Magnoliopsida; Malpighiales; Salicaceae
Product: CSC1-like protein At3g54510
Exons: 3
Coding region: 44-625 (193 amino acids)
Cellular component (GO): plasma membrane
Molecular function (GO): calcium-activated cation channel activity
Source: RefSeq, a predicted model, not a curated record